Messenger RNA from Gorilla gorilla gorilla (western lowland gorilla), 3683 nucleotides. RefSeq names its product HUS1 checkpoint clamp component B (gene HUS1B). The coding region runs from base 1663 to 2499 and encodes 278 amino acids. The record is from RefSeq and is a predicted model, not a curated record. Gene Ontology annotation, biological process: mitotic DNA replication checkpoint signaling; double-strand break repair via homologous recombination; meiotic DNA integrity checkpoint signaling. The transcript has a single exon. Lineage: Eukaryota; Metazoa; Chordata; Mammalia; Primates; Hominidae. Gene Ontology annotation, cellular component: site of double-strand break; nucleolus; checkpoint clamp complex.
UCUUGAAAUUUAUACAUUUCAUACAUUCAUUUAAAAAUUUGUGUUGAACACCAGUUGCAUGGCAAAUACUGUUCUAAAUGCUGGGUGUACAGCAGUGCAGGGAAGAGAUAAGAACUCCUCUAAUUUACAUCAUUGUGGUUAGAGCUAGACGGCAAACAAAGAAGUCUAAGUAUGUACUAUGUCAGGCUGGUGAUAAUUCCCAUCAAAAUUCCAGGAAGAUUAUUUUUAGACUCUGACAAAAUAUUUUAGAAUUCAUCUGGAGCAGUAUCUGUGAGAGAAUGAGAGAAGUUCUGAAAGAUUGUCCUAUUCGAUAUUGAAAUAUAAUACAGAAAUUAAAUCACUGGUACAGGUUCAAGAUAGGGCAGUGGGAGAAAAUAUAGAGAGGGCCAGGAAACAUUCAGGCAAAAAUGAGAAUUUUUGUCUAAAAUAAAAUUGACAUUUCAGGUUAGUGGAGAAGUGGAUUGUUUAGUGAAUUAUGUGUAUCAGCUAGGCAUUCGGUACUCCAAAAAAGAUUUCAACUGAGUCAAACAACUAAGUCAUAAAAACAGAUAACAUUAAAGUACCAGAAACAGGACUUUGAAAGCAUGACCCUAGAAGUAGUAGAGAAAAGGUCAAUAGGUUUGACAUGAAAAUAUUCAAUAUUUCCCAAGGGCAAAGAGUACCAAAAACAGUGUGAAAAGUCACAUGAUAAACUGGGGAAGAUAUUUACAGUACAUGUAAUGGACAGAGGGUUAAUGUUCUUGCUAGAUAUCUUAAAAUCAAGAAAAAUAAACUCAGUAAAAAGAUGCAAAGGGCAUAAGAUGGAAUUCACACACAGUGCAAGUUGAAUUUUUUUUUUUUUUUUUUGCCUGCCAGAGUGCUACAGGUAAAACAGAUUGCUAAUACCCAGUGUUGCUGGUGGGCUAGAGUGUUCAUGUAGCUUUCUGCAGGCCAGUUUGAGAAUAUUUAUUAGGAUUUUAAAAGUGCAUUCAUUGACCAGCACUUCACUUCUGAAUUUAACGCAAGGAAAUAGUUGGGUAAAUGGGCAAAACUAUUUUGUACAAAAAUAUUCAUUGUGUUCAUAAUAGCAAAAAAUUGGAAAUCAUCCAAAUGUCACUUGUGUUAUAACUCCAUACACUGGAAAAGUGAGCAGCCAUGAAGAUGGUGUAGAUUUGUUUCACCAGCAUGGAAAGGUGCCUGUUACAUAUUUAAGUGUGAAGAUGAGGUUGUAAAAUGUAUGCCCGGUAUGCUAUGAUUUCAUAAGACACGUGGAACUAUAUCUUCUUAUAUGCCGAUUGAUGAAGAUGGUAUCAGUGUAUAUACCAAAGAGAUUAAAAGUGGUUAUUUAUCUGAGUGAUGAUUUUGUCUUCAUUGUGUUUAGAAUACUAAGAAGUUUCAGCAGUGGAAUGCCUACUCUUCUUAUAACCAGAGUGGAAACGGAAGCAUUUUGUGAGAGGGCUAGAGGGAAGGUGAGAACGGGCGUUGGGAGGCCCUUCCGUGGCUCCAGGCCUAGGGCUGCGGAACCCACAACAGAACCCGCAACCGCAACCCGGAACCCGAGUGCCUGCCUAGCUGGGGGCCGGAGGGAGGGCGGGGAGGGCAGCGCCACGGACCCCAGCGGACCGGAAGGGCUUGUGGCACGCGGCCCCUCAGAGGGCCCCGAGCUGCCUUCCCUGUGGCAUCAUGAAGUUUCGCGCCAAGAUCACCGGCAAAGGCUGUCUAGAGCUGUUCAUUCACGUCAGCGGCACCGUCGCGAGGCUAGCGAAGGUCUGCGUGCUCCGCGUGUGCCCUGACAGCCUGUGCUUCGGCCCGGCGGGUUCUGGCGGCCUCCGCGAGGCCAGGCUGUGGUGCGAGGUGCGGCAGGGGGCCUUCCAGCAGUUUCGCAUGGAAGGUGUCUCGGAAGAUCUCAAUGAGAUCCAGCUGGAGCUGACGGCGGAGCACCUGUCCCGGGCGGCGAGAAGCGCAGCGGGCGCGUCCUCCCUGAAGCUGCAGCUGACCCACAAGCGCCGCCCCUGCCUCACGGUGGCGGUGGAGCUGGUGUCGUCCCUGGGCCGCGCUCGCAGCGUGGUGCACGAUCUGCCCGUGCGGGUGCUUCCCAGAAGAGUGUGGCGGGACUGCCUGCCGCCCAGCCUGCGCGCCUCCGACGCGAGCAUCUGCCUGCCGCGCUGGAGGACGCUGAGGAGCAUCGUGGAGAGGAUGGCGAACGUGGGCGAUCACGUGCUGGUGGAAGCAAACCUCAGUGGCAGGAUGACCCUGAGUAUAGAGACGGAGGUGGUGUCCAUUCAAAGUUAUUUUAAAAAUCUUGGAAACCCUCCCAAGUCGGCUGUGGGCGUGCCUCAAAACAGAGACCUGGAGAGCAUGGUGCAAGUGCGGGUGGAUAAUCGGAAGCUUCUGCAGUUUUUGGAGGGACAGCAAAUACAUCCUACGAUGGCCCUGUGCAAUAUUUGGGACAAUACUCUUCUUCAGCUUGUUUUGGUUCAAGAAGAUGUCUCUCUUCAGUAUUUCAUUCCUGCCUUGUAAAAAUUCAGCCAGCUUAGAUUUUUUUUUUUUAAGCUUAUGAUCUUUUCAAAACUAAAACAGACCCUGAGUUAAUUGGGUUGAAAAUUUGGACCUUCACUGACUUAUGCAGGGCGUAUAUUUUGUUGAGCCCUUCCUCCUUUGCAAAAUUUAUAUUAAAGCAUUGGUAAAACAGUUGGGUAGUUCAUGUUUUGUUUAUUGGGUUUGUCAGGUUUUUUUCCUGCUUAAGAUUCUAUCAAAGUUAUUCAACUCUUUUUUUCAGGGGGGAAAAACAGGGUUGUAAUGAAAUAAGUAUUUUUGAAUCCUGAAACAAUUGCAUCAGUAUUUUAUUAUAAAAUGCUGCUGUGUAAAGCGGGAAAGUUCUCCUUUUGAAAUAUGUAUAAAUGUUUUCCGAGGGCAUUUCUUAUGUAGAGAGCUAAAUAUAUCUGCAAGAUAAAAGGUAUUUAGCAUGUGUGUGCAUCACAUAUUCUUUGUUAAGCCGUGUUCUGUAUAGGAUAUAUCAAAGAAUAUAUCAGUGUACAUGGUUUUUAGAUUUAUUAUCUACAUAGUUUGAAUUGCUUAUUAGGUUCAUUUUUCACAUGUGUCAUAUUCACAUUAGAAAUCAAGGAAAUAUAGGCAUAUCUCACAGAUACUCCAAGUUUGGUUCCAGACCACUGCAAAAAGCAAAUAUUGCAAUAAAGACAGAUGAGUUUUUUGGAUUUUCAGUACAUAUAAAAGUUAUGUUUGCAUUUUACUGUAGUCUGUUGAGAGUACAAUAGUACUAUGUCUAAAAAAUGUACACAUCUUAAUUUUAAAAUACUUCAUUGGUAAAAAAUGCUGCUCAUCAUCUGAGCCCUCAGCAAGUCAUAAUCUUUUUGCUGGUGGGAGGUCUUUACCUCCCUCUUGAUAGCUGCUGACUGAUUCCAGUGGUGGUUGUUGAAGGUUCAGGUAGCUGUGGCAAUUUCUUUAAAUAAAGUAGUUAACUUGCUGGAUCGAUUGACUUUCAUGAAAGAUUUCUCUUUAGCAUGGGAUGCUUUGGGUAUUUUAUCCACAGUAGAACUUCUUUCAAAACAGUCCUCUCAAACCCUGCCACUGGUUUAUCAACCAAGUUUAUACACUGUACUAAAUCUUUUGUUGUUAUUUCAACAGUUUUCACAGCAUCUUCAGGAUGCUGUGAUUCCAUCCAGGAGUAGAUUCCAUCUCAAAAA